UGAUGCACUAUUUUCGGGAAUAGGGACGAUACUUGACAGGAAGGGUUAGCUAGAAAGAUUAUGUAUGUGCUUUCGACCAGAAAGGAAAGAAACUCGUCGGGCAAAAACAAAUUCGUUUGGAAUAUUGACAUGACUAAGGAUAUUGUCUUGUCAAGAUCAACUCAGUCUUUAUAGUUUCACAACGGAUAAUUAUAUUCUGGAUCUACGAACAGAACGAUACGGAAGUAAACUUGCCAUCUGGCUAGCUUGCUAACGGCUAGAGUCUGGAUGCCAAGUCUGGGGGUGAUGGAGCUGGGCAGGCAACUGUGUGGGAAGAUGAGGAGGUCAAGGAGGGCCGAGGGCCCCGUCACUGUGACCAUGAGAGGUCUGGAGAUUCAUUUCUACCUACCAGAUACUCAACCGCUGGAGUUCCUCAAAGACCGCUUCACCGCUGAGGAGCUGUGUGUGGAGGCUGCCAAAAGAUGCUAUAUCUCCCCCCUGUGCUGUAAUCUGUUUGGUCUGUAUGAUGAGAACCAACAGCUGUGGUACGCUCCCAACCACGUCAUCAAGGUUACUGACGAGACCUGCAUCAAGCUGCACUACCGCAUGAGGUUUUACUUCACUAACUGGCAUGGUACCAGUGAGCGUGAGUCUCCAGUGUGGAGACACUGUAUCAGUAAGCUGAGGGGAGGUCUCGGCCCACAGAGGGCCCCUGAAGGUAUACCCCUACUGGACGCGGCCUCCCUUGACUACCUGUUCGCCCAGGGCCAGAAUGAUUUCCAGAAGGGUCUGGCUGUGGUUCGUUGCCCCCAGAGUGAGGCAGAGCAGCAUGAGAUAGAGAAUGAGUGCCUGGGCAUGGCUGUACUGGCCAUCACUCACUAUGCUAUGACCAGAGCGAUUCCCCUGUCUACUGCCUCCAAUGAGAUCAGCUACAAGCGUUUCAUCCCGGAGAAACUGAACAGGCAAAUCAAACAGCGAAACAUUCUCACCCGGCUCCGCAUCAACAACGUCUUCAAGAACUUCCUGAAUGAGUUCAACAGUCGCACUGUUCAAGACAGUAACAUCACACUGUACGACCUGAAGAUCAAGUACCUGUCCACCCUGGAAGGCCUGACCCGGGGCCUGGGGAGGGAGAUGCUGGAGCCCAGGGCCCUGGUAGUUACCCAAGAGGUAGAGACCAAUGGGGAGCUGAGCCACGGGCCUGAGUCCUCCCUGGCCAUGGAGGUCCAGGUUACUGGCACCACAGGGAUAUCAUACAGGAGGAAGCCCCCUAAUAAUACCUUGAUCCUGAAAGAGAAGAACAAGUCCAAAAAGAACAAGUUUGAGGGCAAACAGACCAAGAAGAAAGAUGCCAGCGAAGGCUGGGUGACAUUCUGUGACUUCCACGAGAUCACACACAUUGUCAUCAAAGAGUCCACUGUCACCAUCUUCAGACAGGAUAACAAGAAGAUGGAGGUGCAGCUGGAGUUUAAAGGAGAGGCGCUGGCGUUCGCUGCUCUGGUGGAUGGGUAUUUCCGUCUGACGGUCGAUGCCCAUCACUACCUGUGUACAGAGGUGGCCCCUUCCUCUGUGGUGCAGAACCUACAGAACUGCUGUCAUGGACCUAUCUGUACGGAGUAUGCCAACCAGAAGCUUCGUCAGGAGGGCAACGAGGAGGGAACCUACGUCCUGCGCUGGUCCUGUACUGACUACCAUUACAUCAUCAUGACCGUGGUCUGCAGCGAGUUGGAUCUGUGUGAGUCGAGACAGGUGCGUCAGUAUAAGAACUUCCAGAUCGAGGUGGGUUCAGAGGGUUUUCGUCUGUACGGGACAGAGACCUACAGGUCAUCUCUCAGAGAGCUGCUAGACCACCUGUCUGGACAGAACCUCCGUACCGACAACCUCCGCUUCCAGCUCAGCCGCUGCUGCCCCCCACAGCCCAGAGAGGUGUCCAACCUGCUGGUGGUAACUAAGGACAGAGUGCUAGUUCCCCAGACAACCCUGCAGGAGAGUCAACUCAGCUUCCACAGGAUUCUCAAGGAGGAGAUCAUGCAGGGAGAGCACCUGGGGCUGGGUACCCGGACCAACAUCUAUGCUGGAGUACUGAAGGUGAAGAGUGAGGAGGAUGCAGGAUACUAUCCCUCUCAGGAGCUCAAAGUAGUGCUGAAGGUGUUGGGGUCCGGACACAGAGACAUCUCCCUGGCCUUUUUUGAGACAGCUAGUAUGAUGCGGCAGGUCUCCCAUAAGCACAUCGCCCUGCUCUAUGGAGUCUGUGUACGCCACCUUGAGAAUAUCAUGGUGGAGGAGUUUGUCCAGUUAGGUCCGUUGGAUGUGUUCAUGCGGAGACAACACAGUCCUCUCAGUACACCAUGGAAGUUCCAGGUGGCCAAACAACUGGCCAGCGCUCUCAGCUACCUGGAGGAUAAGAAGCUAGUGCAUGGCUUUGUGUGUACCAAGAACAUCCUGCUGGCCAGAGACGGAGUGGACAGUGAGGGAGGACCCUUCAUCAAGCUCAGCGACCCCGGCAUACCCAUCACUGUGUUGACCAGAGAGGAGUGUGUGGACCGGAUCCCCUGGAUUGCUCCAGAGUGUGUGAAGGACUCUGCCAACCUGAGUGUAGCAGCUGAUAAAUGGGGAUUCGGCACAACACUGUGGGAGAUCUGCUAUGACGGAGAAGUGCCCCUUAAAGACAAGAAACUCACAGAGAAAGAAAGGUUCUAUGCAGCAGAGUGUCAGCUAGCUACUCCAGACUGCAAAGAGCUGGCUGAACUGAUGACCCAUUGUAUGACCUUCGACCCCCGUAAACGCCCGUUCUUCAGGGCCAUCGUCAGAGACAUAGACACCCUUGAGGAACAGAACCCCUCUAUCAAGCCUGUACCCACUCUGGAGGUCGACCCCACUGUGUUCGAGAAGAGGUUCCUCAAGAAGAUUCGAGAUUUAGGAGAGGGUCACUUUGGCAAGGUGGAGCUGUGUCGGUAUGACCCCAGAGGGGACCGGACAGGGGAGCUGGUUGCAGUGAAGAGUUUAAAGCCAGAGAACAGAGAGGAACAGAGCAGCAACCUCUGGUGUGAGAUAGGAAUCCUUAAAGAACUUUACCACCACAACAUUGUCAAGUACAAAGGCAUCUGUCAGGAGGAGGGAGGCAGAGCCAUCAAGUUGAUCAUGGAGUACCUGCCUGCUGGCAGUCUGAAGGAGUACCUCCCUCGCAACAAAAGCCAGACCAGCCUGAAGACUCUGCUCAGUUAUGCUGUCCAGAUCUGUCAGGGAAUGGACUAUCUGGGAUCUCGGAAUUACAUCCACCGGGAUCUGGCGGCCCGGAACGUUCUGGUGGAGAACGAGAGCACGGUGAAGAUCGGAGAUUUUGGACUGACCAAGAGCAUCAAGGACAACGAGGGAUAUUACACGGUCAAAGAUGACCUGGACAGCCCUGUGUUCUGGUAUGCCCCAGAGUGUCUGGUCCACUGUAAGUUCUACCUGGCCUCUGAUGUCUGGUCCUUCGGUGUCACCAUGUAUGAACUACUGACCUACUGUGACUCUGCCAUCAGCCCCAUGACGGUGUUCUUGAAGAUGAUUGGUCCCACUCAGGGUCAGAUGACUGUGACGCGAUUGGUCAAGGCGCUGGAGGAGGGAAAGAGGCUGCCCCGCCCUGAGAGCUGUCCUGGAACGGUGUAUGAGCUGAUGAGGAAGUGUUGGGAGAGCACCCCCGACAGGAGGAUCACCUUCAAGAGCCUCAUCGACGAGUUCACCCGCAUGCUUGCCAACAACAGCUUGUAACCACAGCAACCACCCUCUACGCAAAGCCUUACCUACCACUGAUACAAUCCCAGGGGUCAAGGGUGAAAGGUUAAGGGUCACAGACUAUGGUGACCUGGACCAAAAAAACAACAAAAUCAGUGCUGCUGCAAGACACUUUCUUUCACGCAGUUUUUGACAUCCUCUAUAUUUACACUUCUGUUUUUUCCCGAGAGAUAUUAUACUAGAGAUAUCAACUAUAAGGAUGAAUAUCAUCAAAUCAAAUGUAUUUAUAUAGCCCUUCUUACAUCAGCUGAUAUCUCAAAGUGCUGUACAGAAAUCCGGCCUAAAACCCCAAACAGCAAGCAAUGCAGAUGUAGAAGCAUGAAUACAUACAUAGCAUAUGGAAUGAAAUAUGUGCGAACACGUAGCGUUGACCCCUUGCUGAAUGUGACACUGAGCUGUGUACACCUCUGUCACCUGGGGCCCACCACUCAGUCUGACCUUUUCACCUUUUAUCAAAAUGUAUCAGCUCUGCCAUGUAUGUGUGGACCUGUAUCCUUAUAAUCAGUUCUAAAAUGGAGAAAAGGGUUGAAGAAAAAGCGGGAGAGAGGCCCUUGAUUGGACCUGUGCAAGAUGGACUCUGGAAAAGGAUUGCUACGGCCACUGUGAAGAUGUCACAGUGACAAAGCCAACAACAUGUUAGUGAACAGGAUUCUAACCAUGUACUGACUGCAUGAGGCCACCUCCCUGUGAGUGGUGACAGAUGUGUAGGAUAUAGGAUACUGGUGAAAUAUCAAAUCACAUUUUAUUCUGCACAUUGUUCAUAAACAACAGGUGUAGACUAACAGUGAAAUGCUUAUAUUCGGGCCCUUCCCAACAAUGCAGCGAGUAAAAUAAUAGAAAGGUAAAACAAGAAAUAAUAAAUACACAAUGAGCAACGAUGUAUGGGAUAUAGUAUACUGUUAGCAGUGGGUUGGAUUACUGUUUACAUUGAAGGGAGGAGGAUGGGAAAGUAGUACCUGUGAUGGACAAUGGAGGGCAGUAUAGCUUUACUGUAAACCGCUUGUAUUUCAAAACAGCUUCUUAAGUACAGCCAUAAUGUGUAUGUCCAAUAUUUCAUGUCUUUAUUUGAAUAUACAAUAUUGGGGGUGUGAGGACAGAAGGAAGGAGAUGAAGAACAGAGCCUUAAAAAGGUGUUAUUUGAGACAGUCUAAAAGGGUAAACCACAGAAAAAUAAUUAGCGGAACAGACAUUGUUGUAUAGCUCAUGAAAUGCAUAUGCCAGUAAGGUCUACAGCACAUACAGCAGUGGAGGCUGGUGGGAGGAGCUAUAGGAGGACGGACUGGGAUGGAGUAAAUGGAACGGUAUCAAACACAAAGAUAUGGAAACCACGUUUGACUCUGUUCCAUUAAUUCCAUUGUGGUCAUUACAAUGAGCCCAUCCUCCUAUAGCUCCUCCCACCAGCCUCCACUGACUUACAGGUAUCUUUACCGUAGGCAAACACAGUUGAAAAGGGAAAAUGUGAUAUUGAGAACAUAUGUAAAGAAGGUGCUGGACAGACAAUGUGUGGAUGAGAUAGUCAAUGCAAGAAGAAGACAACACAGAAUAGUUUCAGUUUACAGUUCAUGUUUAUUCUGGAAUGUAAAAGACCAUUCUUUCUGCUCAUAAAGAAGAGAAAACAAAUACAUUUUUCAGAGGAAUAAUGACUCUCGGAAACAUUUACAUAAAUACACAAUUAAAAUAAAUAAAAUCUCAAAUGUA
This is a messenger RNA of Oncorhynchus tshawytscha (Chinook salmon), 5454 nucleotides long. Its product is annotated as Janus kinase 1. Gene Ontology annotation, cellular component: cytosol; cytoskeleton; membrane. Gene Ontology annotation, biological process: cell differentiation; tyrosine phosphorylation of STAT protein; hemopoiesis. The coding region runs from base 268 to 3732 and encodes 1154 amino acids. The transcript has 24 exons. Gene Ontology annotation, molecular function: non-membrane spanning protein tyrosine kinase activity; cytokine receptor binding; ATP binding. The record is from RefSeq and is a predicted model, not a curated record. NCBI's taxonomy places the organism in Eukaryota, Metazoa, Chordata, Actinopteri, Salmoniformes, Salmonidae.